Chenopodium quinoa (quinoa) is the source of this 1022-nucleotide messenger RNA. RefSeq lists its product as uncharacterized. NCBI's taxonomy places the organism in Eukaryota, Viridiplantae, Streptophyta, Magnoliopsida, Caryophyllales, Amaranthaceae. The coding region runs from base 1 to 456 and encodes 151 amino acids. The transcript has a single exon. The record is from RefSeq and is a predicted model, not a curated record.
AUGGCUCUUCUUAGAAGUAUUAUUGUGCUAAUACUCCUUAAUUCGUCGUUGUUAGUUGUUAAGGUUAAGACCUUAAACAACGGUCCGAGUGACUUGAUGGUGCCCGAGCCACGUAAGUUCGGUCACCAUGGGGCUAAUAAGUCUCAACAUAGCAAUGCUCCUUCUGUUAGCCCUAGCCAAGCUCCAGAGAGUAGUCACAAUAGUGUGAAGAAUCAUCAUGAAAACGCGAGUUCUUCUAAUGAUGAGACGACGAAUGCUCAUGGAGAGGAGCUUAGUCCACAUCAAGAGGUCCAUUUGGAGAAUGUUCAUGCACACCAUCACACGGAUAAAUCUGUAGCUGGUGGUGGUGUCAUCAUUGGCUGCUUAGCUACUGCUUUCGUUUUGUCGAUUUUUUGCUACAUUAGAGCCACUAGAAGAACUCAACAACAGAUCAUGAGUAAAGAGCAGCUAAUCUAAUUUUGUAUCAUCAGUAAAUACGGUUUCAACAAUCUUGUAUACUAUGAGCUUAUUAUUAGUGUCUUAGUGACCCUAAAUUUCAUAAAUAUCACUCCAAAUCAAGAAACAAAAAAAGUCAACCCUUUACGAAGUUUAUACUAUUCUAGUACGUGAUAGCUUAUUAUGUGGUUUGGGGUGAUAUUUAAGAAACUUUGGAUUCUCGUUCUAUACAAAUUACACCUAUUGUAUACCCGUUUUUGUUAAUAAUAUAGUUAAUUAUAUGGCUAAUAUGAUACAUUUCCAAGUUCCCCCCUACAUUCUAAGUAUUAUUUUUUACAUUCACUUUCUUUUAUUAAUCGCGGUAUCAUACUACACAGGACAUCUUGGAUUGAAGGGAGUUUAAGCCUUUAAGGUAAUAAUCUCAUUACAAAUACAAGUUGUUUCUAUGUUUAAAAAAAACAAAAAAAAAAAUACAGUUUGUGUGCAGCUAUGAACUAUGUAAAAACAUUAAACUAUAUGCAAUGGCGUCGCCCAGACUUGAUCCGGAGACCUUCAGUGUGUUAGACUGACGUGAUAACCAACUACAC